Synchiropus splendidus (mandarinfish) is the source of this 1631-nucleotide messenger RNA. RefSeq lists its product as uncharacterized. The transcript has 11 exons. The record is from RefSeq and is a predicted model, not a curated record. The coding region runs from base 126 to 1394 and encodes 422 amino acids. NCBI's taxonomy places the organism in Eukaryota, Metazoa, Chordata, Actinopteri, Syngnathiformes, Callionymidae.
GCCCGCCUUCCACCCCCUUCAUCUCGCUCCCGAAUGUGCUGGGCCCUGCUGGUUCUUCCGGGCAGUAGAAACUUCUGGAGCUUAAAGAGCUGAUCAGAGAAGACGGAUCCUGAAGAGAGAGGAUCAUGACGCUGGUGUGCUACAACAAAGGCUGCGGGGAGAAGUUCAGCGAUGACCAGAACAGAGAAGAUUCCUGCGUCUUCCAUCCAGGAUUUCCAAUCUUCCAUGAUGCCUUAAAGGGCUGGUCGUGUUGCAAGAAGAGGACCACGGAUUUCUCAGAGUUCCUCUCCAUCAAGGGCUGCACGCGUGGUCGCCAUAGCAACGAGAAGCCCAAGGAGCCUAUGCUGCCUGAGGUGACGUCGCAGAAAGGAGACAUCAAACCUACGAACGGACACGAGAUCAUCUACCAGGGACCCAAAUCUGCCGAGAAGCUGCAGAAAGAGAGACCCAGCCGCGACGUGCCGAAGACCAAACUGCCUCACAAAGUUUCUGCAUCUCUGGCUCAGGCUCUGGCUAAGCUGGACCUCAACAUCAAGGCCCAGAUCCAGGCCAAAGAGAGCCAAACUGUGAUUCAGGGGACAAGAUGCAAGAACUCAGGGUGUAAAACAACUUACCAAGGCCCAGAAACAGAUCUCGAGGUUUGCACCCAUCACCCUGGAGGUCCUGUUUUCCACGAGGGCUACAAAUACUGGAGCUGCUGCUGCAUCAAGACCAUCGACUUCAAUGCUUUCCUGGACCAGAAGGGCUGCACGGCAGGGAAACACCGCUGGAUCCCCAAACAGGACAAGAAGAAGGUGGCGUGUCGACACGACUGGCAUCAGACUGGAAACAACGUUUACGUCACAAUCUACGCCAAAAACGCCUCGCCGGAGUUCAGCAGCAUCGAGGCCAACGGCACGGUGCUCUCCUGUCAGAUCCAGUUUGAGAACGAUAAGAUCUUCAAGAAGGAGUACCACCUCUGGGGGGUGAUCGACGUCCAGCAGAGCUCGGUCAACAUGGUCCCCACCAAAGUGGAGGUCUGCCUCCGCAAGGCCGACCUGGUGUCCUGGGGCAAACUGGAGGAUCCAAACUACAAAGCAGAGCUGGAGCCGGUGGAGGACACUCAGGCCGACAGCGUUGGCAGGCAGCAGAACCCUGACUGGGACAUAGCUGACGACGACAUCAGCGACUCAGACGAAGAGUGGGCUUAUGACACACCUGAGAACAAGGCUCAGCUGAAGAGCAGAAAGCAGAAGAAGGAAGAGGAGGAGAAAGAGGAGAACAAGAGGAGGAAGGAGGUGGAGGAGGAGAUGAAGAGAGCGAUGGAGGCGAAGAGGAGGGCGGAGGAGGAGAGGGAGGCGCUCAAGCGGCAGGAGGAAGAGGAAGGGUUUGAAGACAUGCCUGACCUGGAGUAGCUCACCAUCACCUCCGUGUAAGGUUCUCAUUCGGGUACAGUGCAGCAGAAGAGCGACGGGAUCACGCCUUGUUUUAUGAGGAAAAGCGUCAAUAAAGACAUUUUUCUAUGUGACUGUUAGUCUUCUCAAUAAUUCAGCUUCACGUUAACUGAGACGUGAAAGAUUGAUGAGGAUUCUCGCGUCACCUUUUCUCUUGCAAUACCCACUCUAACUGUAGGGGGAGACAUUACGCUGCGU